Rana temporaria (common frog) is the source of this 1081-nucleotide messenger RNA. RefSeq names its product olfactory receptor 146-like. Gene Ontology annotation, molecular function: G protein-coupled receptor activity; olfactory receptor activity. The transcript has a single exon. Gene Ontology annotation, biological process: G protein-coupled receptor signaling pathway. The record is from RefSeq and is a predicted model, not a curated record. NCBI's taxonomy places the organism in Eukaryota, Metazoa, Chordata, Amphibia, Anura, Ranidae. Gene Ontology annotation, cellular component: membrane. Bases 1 to 942 code for a protein of 313 amino acids.
AUGGAGAAGUCCAAUGAAACCACAGUGACAUAUUUCAUUAUUACAGGGAUUUCUGAGUCUCCACUAUUGCAGGCUCCAAUUUUCCUUCUAGUCCUGCUACUUUAUCUUGUCACUCUUGGAGGAAACAUUAUUAUUGUCCUUCUGGUCUGCCUUGACCAUCAUCUACACACUCCUAUGUACUACUUCUUGUGUCACUUAUCAGCAUUGGACGUGUGUUGCUCUACUGUUACUCUUCAUAGAAUUUUAUUUACCUUUGUGACAGGUGAAAGAACUAUUUCAUAUUCAACUUGCAUAGCACAUAUGUAUUUUUUUGGAAGCUUUAUUUGUGAUGAACUACUCUUUCUAACAGCCAUGAGUUAUGAUCGAUAUGUGGCCAUUUGUAAUCCACUGAGAUAUACACAGGUGAUAAACUGGACAUUUUGUAUCCUGUUGUCCAUUUUUUGCUGGAUUUUGGGGUUCCUAGAAACCAUUCCAUUUAUUGUAUUGUUGUCAAGUGUCACCUGUUACAAAUCUAAGAUAAUCAACCACUUCUUCUGUGACAUAGUACAAGUCUUCAAACUCUCCUGUAGUGACACUUCCAUUUUUGAAAUUGUUCUCAUUACUGAAGGGUUGGUACUUCUGUGUCUCCUCCCUUUUAUUUUGAAAUGUACAUCUUAUGUUUUCAUCAUAGGUACAAUCAUGAAGAUCCGCUCCAGAGUUGGCAGACGUAAAGCCUUCUACACAUGUUCCUCACACCUCACAGUAGUCAUUCUACUCUACGCAACUCUAUCUUACCAAUACCUAAGACCUGUACCCCCAGAUGAUUUAGAUUACAGCAAAUUAUUCUCUCUGUUUAAUACAGCAGCUCUACCCAUAUUAAACCCUUUGAUUUACAGUUUCAGAAAUAAAGAUGUGAAAUCUGCAUUCAGAAGGCAGGUAAAAUAUUUAACCAAUUGCCCAUAGAUUACGUGAUUGACUGCAAGUUGUUAUACUGGGAUUAUGGCUACAGAUGUCAGCCUGGUAUUGUUUUUUUUAAAGCCGGUGAUGCUCUUACAAGAAAAAGCAAUCCUAGCGGCUAAUUAACUGCUGGAUUGCUUUCACA